This is a messenger RNA of Penaeus monodon (black tiger shrimp), 2159 nucleotides long. RefSeq lists its product as uncharacterized. Lineage: Eukaryota; Metazoa; Arthropoda; Malacostraca; Decapoda; Penaeidae. The transcript has 2 exons. The coding region runs from base 234 to 1820 and encodes 528 amino acids. The record is from RefSeq and is a predicted model, not a curated record.
UGAGUCACACAGAUCGUCAGUUAGCCACGAGCUUUAGUGUCCUCCAGUUCCCAAAAGACAGACUCGCUCUGAUAAUGGCACGCGACAUUGUGCUCCGAGCUCCUUGAGGGUGGCUGAGUGUUCUGCCGGCGGAAGAGGGAGUGAGAGGAAGGGAAGAGAACAAGGAAGAGGAGCUAAACACUCGUUUGACUUGGAAGAAUAACAAGGGAAAGAAGAGAUCUGCUGGAGGCACGAUGGAUGGGCGAUGGGUGAAGGAGUUCGUGGUGGUGUGGCUGACAUGGACUGCGGUGGCGAGAGCCCAGGCCGCGGAUGAGUACUGCACACGGAUGAGGGAAUCCAUUCAGUGUGUCUACAAGAACACAAGCCAGACUGUGAUGUUGGACGACACCUUCGAAGCCUCGGGAGCUCGUGAGUUGAGGGUCGAAUCCGCCGCAGCUCUCCAGGGCAUCGCCCCCUGCAACCUCCUCCUUCAAGUGUGGUCCUCGAACAACGUGUCGCUGAAAGGAGGAGGCGCUGACGAGGAAGGUCAAGCUGGAGAUUAUAAAACCAAGACAGCUUCUGAAGGCCCAGUGACAGGCACUCCCGAUUCGCAGAGGAGAAAGUCUCUGACAGAACAUGAAAUAGUGUUUGUGAAUGAUUCUCCGAAGAAACCAAGUGUCCGUAAAAGUGAAGACGUGAGUGCUCAGUUAGGAAAAGAGGCCGAAGUGUGUGUAAGGAAUGUGUCGGCACAUCAGUCGAAAUUCAAGUCGUUGCGCGGCAGGUUUGACUGUGUAACUCUUCGCCUCAGUGAAGCAGGGGAGGUAGAGGCAUCUUUUACCAAUUUACACAUUUGGAAAUCGUCGAUAUCUCAUUUAUCAGUUGCCGUGCAACACAUAUCUGUUGAAGAAACUAGCAUUGCUUUGCUAUCUGGACUCGAGGUUGGGAACCAGCGGAAACCAAAAAGCCAAGCAAAUAUCGGGACGGCCACCCAUUCCUUGAAAAGUGCAGACAUUAAAAAGAUCGAGCAUGACGGUCUGAAACUGACUGACGGACAUUUGCAUAUCUCUAACACCAACAUCGACGGCAUUGACGCUCGCGGGAUCGUAGUGGCGAACGGGUCAGUUACCUUCGAAAACUCGCACUUCACACAGGUAUUCCCGACGUCCCUCGUCCUCAAGGGAAAUUCAACCGUCAUUUUCAGUAAUUCCACCAUAGGGAGCCGGGAGAUCAAGUAUGUGAAAGUGUCCAGCAGCGGCCAGGACGUUCAUCCCCUACAGCUUAUGUUACCUUCUGCAGGCGGACUCGCUUGGAGUACCCGGGGCGACAGCGUUCAGGAGGAAAAAGCCUCCGCUGACUCCUUGUUCCGGGGCUUCAAAUGGUACUGGGUAGUGAUCAUGCUCGGCGUCGGCCUCGUGGCGGGCGUGGUGUUGGGGUCGGCCGCAAGAUGCCGAAAUAAGAAAGACCCCAAAACACAGGCUUCGUCCUUAACCCUGUCGGACUUGAUAUCACGAGACAGGAUGGAAGAGGGAGACAACUCGCACGAAAACGAAGCUUCCGGACGACCCAGCCUCUACCGCCAGGACUCGGGCUUGACGUCCUCCUCCUUCACGUCCUACACGGCCUGCCAGGAUCGCGGUCGCCUGUCGGGCCUCAAGCAACCCGACGACCUGGACCAGAUCCUGAACGCUCAGGCGGAACCCAACAUCUACGUGCAGGUCUCGCCCCUGGCCUGUGCACAAGAGACCGUCAUCUACGAGGAGGCGGAGACCUUCACGUCCCUCAGGGAGGAGAACACCUACAUGACCAUGGGCCCCGGAGCCCAGAAGCAGCAAGGAACCUGAGUCAGAGCAAUAUAAAAGGAGAAAAGGGGGUAUCCUGAGCAAAUAUCCGUAGUUAUGUUAUUAUCUAAUUUAGGUAUUCAUAACACAAGAAACCAUAAAAAGCAAGAGAGGAAUAUCCUUGAGUUACUCUUUAGUGCGAACGCUGGUUCUCCACUCAAAAUGUUCAGCUGAGCUACUAGAAAUGAGUGAAUAUGUAAAUAGGCAUUCAUAUGUACGAUUAUGUGUAUAUGAGCACAGCACAUGUAUGUAUACUUUUUUAAAAAUUGUAUAUAGUUAGUAUUUAUGUAAAUAAUGUAAUAUGUUUUUAUCACAUCCGUUAAAAUAAAAUGUUUGAAAUUC